Molecule: messenger RNA, 980 nt
Organism: Orcinus orca (killer whale)
Lineage: Eukaryota; Metazoa; Chordata; Mammalia; Artiodactyla; Delphinidae
Gene: RTP3
Product: receptor transporter protein 3
Exons: 2
Coding region: 65-922 (285 amino acids)
Biological process (GO): protein insertion into membrane; detection of chemical stimulus involved in sensory perception of bitter taste; protein targeting to membrane
Cellular component (GO): cytoplasm
Molecular function (GO): olfactory receptor binding
Source: RefSeq, a predicted model, not a curated record
UCCUGCUCCAGAUCCGUCAGAGCCCGGGAGACACUGUCGCACCCAGCUCACGGGGACAGCAGCGAUGCAUCAGGACAUGGAGGCGUGGAAGCAGGUGUUCCAGGAAUUAAUCCGGGAGGUGAAACCAUGGCACACGUGGAAACUGACACGAGACAAAAGCCUUCUUCCUAACAUCCUGAAGCCAGGGUGGACACAAUACCAGCAGUGGACCUAUGCCAGGUUCCAGUGCUCCUCAUGCUCUCGAAAUUGGGCCUCUGCCCAAGUUCAGGUCCUUUUCCACAUGCACUGGAGUGAGGGGGAAUCCAGGGGCCGGGUGAAGAUGAGGGUCUUUGCCCAAAGAUGUCAGAAGUGCUCCCAGCCUUCGUUUGAGGUUCCCAAGUUUACAGAAGGGAACAUCUCAAGGAUCCUGAACAACCUGGUGUUGCACAUUCUGAAGAAGUGCUAUAGAGAAGGAUUUACGCUGGUGGAGAUUCCUAUGAUCAAGGAAAUCUCUCCUGAAGGGCCACAUGACAGUGACAAUUGCGAGGCAUGUCUGCAGGGCUUCUGUGUGCAGAGUGAGUUAGGUCUGGCCAUGUGGUCACCAGUAUCCCCAUUACCUCCCACAAUAAGCUCCCCCAUCCUCGGGAUCACCACCGAAAAACCUUCUCCCACGAGGAGUAGCACCAGAGGGGAUGCAGUGAAGAAAAAGAAGGUAUUACCCAGACAGUCGUUUCCUGAGACCACACAAGCUGAGAGCCUCCCCAUUUCCUGGAGCCCGAGAGCAAACACCAACUUCCAGGCAGAGAGAAGAGACCAGAACUCCUUCAACAAUUGCACUUUCUCUUCCCACACAGCCCAGCGUACCAGGAGCUUAGGCAUGACCUGCUGCUGCUGUCUCAUGCUAAUAAUCAUCAUUGUAAUUGUGGUAAAAACCACUAUCUGAGCCUGGAAAGCAUGAUGUUGAGUUUAUCAGACACACAGUCAUCUAUUGUAUAAUCCCA